This is a messenger RNA of Talaromyces proteolyticus, 1326 nucleotides long. RefSeq names its product major facilitator superfamily domain-containing protein. The transcript is spliced from 10 exons. Gene Ontology annotation, molecular function: transmembrane transporter activity. Gene Ontology annotation, biological process: transmembrane transport. NCBI's taxonomy places the organism in Eukaryota, Fungi, Ascomycota, Eurotiomycetes, Eurotiales, Trichocomaceae. The record is from RefSeq and is a predicted model, not a curated record. Bases 1 to 1326 code for a protein of 441 amino acids. Gene Ontology annotation, cellular component: membrane.
AUGUCUGACUGGCUUCUACAGAAGGAAGGCUUGAGUCAGGAUGCUUACGGAAAAGCUCAGUCAUUGGAGAAGGGAGGGAGGACCACCAAUACCAAUAGUUGUGAAGAGGAUACUCUAGCAGUCUUGUCGCUGCGAAAUCUUCUCUUCGACAUUUGUCUCUUAUUUUAUAUUCUCAACUACCUGGACCGAGGUGCCCUCGCAUUUGUCCGCCCCGUUGGCAUUGAGGACGAACUCCACCUUAAUGGCGUGCAGUUCGAUACCUGCUUGUCUAUCCUCUAUGUCGGGUACUGCUUGUUUCAAAUUCCAUCUAAUUUGAUCCUAUCCAAGUUGAAGCCUUCUCUCUAUCUUCCUGCAUGUAUGAUUAUCUGGGGCAUAGUCUCCGGCACUUCAGCUGCGGCGAAUAACUAUGCUUCUUUAGUAAUCAUUCGCUUUAUUCUUGGAGUUGUCCAGGCACCUUUCUUCCCUGGCGCGAUCUUCUUGAUCUCUUCUUGGUACACCAAGAAGGAGAUGGCCAUGCGAUGUGCUUGGCUUUACGCUGGAAACUUUAUAAGCAACGCUUUUGGAAGCCUCAUAGCACUCGGCGUGACUGAGACUUUGGCUGGGGUUCAUGGCCUCUCUUCAGGGAGAUGGCUUUACAUCAUCGAAGCUUCAAUGACUGGUUUUAUGCAAGCGGCGCGUGACUAUAGAACUUGGAUCAUCUCCACGAACCACAUCUUCAUUACAACUGGCGCCGGCCUUGUUGUGUUUUUCCCCACUGUCGCUAGUACACUAGGGUUUUCAACUCGAAUAACAUACGUUCUCUCCGCUCCUCCCUAUCUUCUAGCGGUUGUGACUGCGAUCUACUCUUGCCACCGUGCCGAUAUUUCUGAGCAAAGAUCCUGCUACAUGGUUGGAACCCUUGGAGUUGCUCUCGUUGGCCUAAUCAUCUUGUCUUCUUCCUCGAAUACGGCUGCGAGAUACUUCUCACUCUUCCUGAUCACAAGCGUUAUGUGGGUAUCAUACAACUGUAACUUAGCUUGGAUUUCGGACUGCAUGCCGCGACCCAUCCAAAAGAAAGCUGUCGCGAUUGGAAUUGUUAGUAUGCUUGGCCAGGCUGGAAACAGAAAAAUCAUUGCUGGUUAUAUUUACCCCAAAACUCAGUCACCGCGUUACUGGAUGGCUGCUACGAUAGAAGCCGUUGCGAUUGUCCUUGCUAUGAUCACGACCCUAGCUUUCCGCGGGCUCUUAGGCCGAGAGAACAAAAGACUUGAUCAGAGGGAUCGGAAUGAAUUAGGGAACCAGAUUACUAGUGAGGCUGGCAAUAAAAAUUUCCGCUAUGUCCUCUAA